UGUAUGAAUGUCUAUGAGGGUGCCCUAUAUAAGCCUCUGCAGGCAGCCUUCUUCUCCAGUACCAGUGCAGGAACUGCGCAAUCGAGACCAUCCAAGUCAGCGCAGGGGCCAGGUGGCAGAACAAUGGCAGUGUCGGUGUACCUUCUUUUACUUGUCCUACCAUUUGUGUUGUCAUCUUCAAAGUCACAGAACCCUGGUUGCAGAAUACGCAUCACUUCCAAAGGUCUACAGUUCGUGAAACAUGAGGGGCUGAAGUUUGUGGAACAGGAGCUGGAGAAUAUCACUAUUCCAGAUCUGAAUGGCACUGAGGGGAGGUUCAGCUACAGUAUUAACAAUGUACAUGUCACACACUUACAGCUAUCACAGUCUGAAUUGAGGUUCCAACCAAACAGACAACUGGUGUUAGACAUUAACAAUGCGUCAAUCAGCCUCAAUUUCCAGAGAAAACUUCUCUACUGGCUUUUCUAUGACGUGGGGAAGAUCAAUGCCUCAGCUGAGGGAGUACACAUUAAAACUGACCUGGAUCUUGCCAGAGAUUCAACAGGACGUUUGAAGAUUUCCAAUAUGACGUGUAAUGCAUCCAUCAGCAGAAUGCAGGCUGGAUUUAGUGGUACACUCAAGAGGGUGUACGACUUUCUUGGUUCUUUCAUAACAACAGGAAUGAAAUUUCUAAUUAACCAACAGAUUUGUCCAGCACUAACGCAUGCUGGGAUGGUACUGCUAAACUCCCUGCUUAACACUGUGCCCGUAAAGAAUCCAGUGGAUGAUUACAUAGGCAUCGACUAUUCUCUUCUGAGUGAUCCCGAUGUGUCCGAAGACAGUUUAGAUAUGGAUUUUAGGGGCAUGUUCUUCUCAUUAGAUGCCAAGAAUGACACCAUCCCAAACACAUCCCCAGCACUCCACAUAAAGCAGAAGGAACGCAUGGUCUACAUUGCCCUUUCUGAGUAUUUUUUUGAUUCAGCAAUGUAUGCGUAUUAUAAGUCAGGUGUACUCAGCUUGGAAAUUGAAAAUGAAGAGAUGCCUAAAGACUUGGAAGUCUUGCUGCGGACAUCAUACUUUGGAAGUCUAAUGCUUAUGGAUCCAGCUGUGGCAGACGCCCCUAUGAAACUAGAGCUGCAUGUUUCUACACCUCCACGGUUUACCAUAAAGCCAACAGGAACCAGUGUUUCGGUGAAUGCCCUUCUGAACAUCUACCUUAUUCCAGAAAACAAGCCCCCUGUGCAGCUCAGCAGCAUGACAAUGGAAUCGCGCCUAAGUGCUAGGGUGACACUGAAAAAGACCACUUUACUGAUUCAGCUGGACCUCAAGAGGUUCAGAAUAUACUCCAACAAGUCAGCACUGGAGUCUCUGGCACUCAUACCCUUACAAAGCCCCUUAAAGACGCUUCUACAGUUGACAGUGAUGCCAAUCCUUAAUGAGAGGACAAAGCGAGGCGUUAGCAUUCCCCUUCCAGAAGGUUUGGAUUUUACUCGGGAGACAACUACUCACCAUGCUGGUUUUAUUCUCAUUGGUGGUGAUUUACACUUCUCCAUGAGUCUCCGAGAAGUUAUUGACAAAUACCGUCCUGUCCCGACUGCCCCAGCAGAAACAACCACAGGGACAAAUGAGGCUAUCUGAAAUCCACAACAUUGCAGCCUUCCUUGAUGGCUAUUGAGGGUCAACUAAAUGAUAGUUGUGUGAGCAUAUCACAGAUCUAAUGUGUCUCUAAUUCAAGGACAUUCCAAUACUCACCCAAACCAGUACUACAGUAUAGAGGACGUCCCAAUGGAUGUGGUUAGACUUUAAAAGACACCAAUCAUGACUGGUAUGAGGGCACUAGAAACCUUAUGUAUCAUAAUCAAGUAGAACAGAUACAGAGAAGAAUUUAUUGCUACAACCUAAAGACUAUUUAACAAUUCUAAAAUGAAGUCAAUCACUUGAGGAAUUUAACCAUCUCUGAGCAAAAAUAAUAAUCUGUUUUACUUGUGUGAAUAAUCUUUAUAACAAUCUUUAACUAACAGGUAACAUACAGAAUAAAGAACAGUUUUGUUUUGAG
Messenger RNA from Bufo bufo (common toad), 2035 nucleotides. It is a transcript of the gene PLTP, whose product is annotated as phospholipid transfer protein. The record is from RefSeq and is a predicted model, not a curated record. The transcript is spliced from 16 exons. Gene Ontology annotation, biological process: high-density lipoprotein particle remodeling; ceramide transport; phospholipid transport. The coding region runs from base 4 to 1617 and encodes 537 amino acids. Lineage: Eukaryota; Metazoa; Chordata; Amphibia; Anura; Bufonidae. Gene Ontology annotation, molecular function: ceramide binding; phosphatidylethanolamine transfer activity; phosphatidylcholine binding.